UAUUUGUAUAGAUUUCAAUUUCUUGUUUAAUUUGAAUUAUGAACUAUAGAAGAUUGCACAAACAAAUUUUUUUAUGGUUAAGUUGACAGCAAUGUUCAAUUUGACAUUUCAAACACGUCAAUUGUUUGAAGAAGAAGCGCAUGUUUGAGUCUCACUCGUUUAUAAGUAAUUUACAUAGGUUUUUCCAGCCCACGCUUAGCAGCACUAAAAACAAAUCGUCACGACAGUGCCAAGUACCCCGAGGAUUAGUAAAUAUGUCUCAAAACGAAUCAGCGGCAAUAGUACAGGACAAUCAAAACUCUGGUUACGGUGCUAUCCUUCGAAGAACUUCAACGCAUAAUUUCGAUAAUAUACGUCCAAGUACACCACCAUUGCAUCGAAUCGAAACGGCACCGUUAAUAUCACAAUCCGUUCUGUCAACGUCUACAAUUCAAUCAAGUUCCGAUCAAAUGGUAUCGACAAUUUCAACGUGGUCAAAAAUUGGUUUUGGUUUUGGUCAUAUAUUCAAUGAUCUCUGUGCUGGUGUAUGGUUUAGCUACUUAUUGUUGUUUAUGAAAGGUGCACUACGAAUGUCCGGCACAGAGUCGGGCGCAAUGAUGAUGUUGGGUCAAGUUGGCGAUGCGUUAGCCACCCCGAUCGUUGGGUUUUUGGUGGAUAAAUUUGGGACUAAACAAAGAUGGCAUAUAUUUGGAACGUUUCUCGUAUUUAUCACAUUUCCGAUGAUAUUUUCGCUGUGCCCAAUGUGCAGUGUAUGGCCAUCGUGGUGGCAUGUGCUUUACUUUUCGGUUGUCAUUCUAUUAUUCCAAAUCGGUUGGCCAAUUGUACAGGUUUCACAUUUGGCUAUUAUUCCGGAAAUGGCGCGUACACAAAAAGAUCGAACUCAAUUGACGUCAGUGCGUUAUUCGGCAUCGGUUAUAGCCAAUGUGAUUGUAUUCAUUGUCACAUGGGUCGUAUUACGUUCAAACCGUACAUCGGAUGAAGCAAAAAUCACCGAAAAAGAUGCGUACCGCUUUCGAGAUAUUUCAUUGAUUCUUACAUUUAUUGGUUUGUGUACGACGGUUGUGUUUCAAUUUUCACUAACAUUCAGUGGUUAUGGUUUACGUCGAUUGCAAGCAUACAAUAACCGUCGAGCAUCACUAGAAUCGCGUUCAUCGUAUCGGCGACUAAGCGAUUCAAACGAUCCUGAUGGACAACCCAUAACAAUGCAUGCACCACCUCAACGUCGCCCCAAAAAUUUUUUCAAAUCUAUAAAAAUUUAUCAAAAUGGAUUGCUUUACGUUUUUUCGCGAAUUUUUACUACGACAGCAUUAGUUUACAUUCCAUUGUGGUUGAACGAUCGACUGGUACAAAUAUCAAAAGUGCCGGGUCUUACGGAACGCAUUGACACAAGACAUGAAGUUGAACACAUUGCCAUUGUGCCCAUGGUUCAAUAUUUGGCAUCGUUUGUAUCGUCACUUUUGAUGGAUAAAUCACAUCAUGUGCUCGGUCAUAAGUCAUUGUAUUUGUUGGGUUCAUUGGCCUGCAUUUUUGGUUGUUUUCUUGUCGAAACAAGUAUUUCAAUCAAAUUGUCCAACGCACGUCUGUAUAGCAUCGCAACGUUAUUUGGUGCCGGCAGUUCCAUUACGAUGAUAUCCAGCUUAUGUCUAAUUGCUAAUAUGAUUGGCAAGCAUGCAGAACAGAGUGGAUUCAUUUAUUCAGCCGUUACAUUUGCCGAUAAAUUGAUUACAGGUGUUGCCGUUUUGGUCAUUGAAUCAUUUAAAUGUAAAGACCGAGCAACUUGUCCCGAUUACUAUAAAAACGUGUUGGCUCGUGCAUGUGGUGGAGCUGCUAUUCUGGGUGUACUUACAUUAUUCACAUUGUUCUUUUAUCGUCGGCGUGCUCCCGUCCGUUCAAUUUAAUUUAUAUUUAUUUGCUAAAUUAUUGUAGCAAAUUUAAUGUAAUCCUAUCAUGUCAAAUUAUAUUAGCGUCUAUAAAUUCUAUAGUUAUAUUUCAAAUAGAGUUUGAGUUUUAUUGUAAAUAUUUGUUGGACGG
Messenger RNA from Contarinia nasturtii (swede midge), 2031 nucleotides. RefSeq names its product major facilitator superfamily domain-containing protein 12-like. The transcript is spliced from 5 exons. Gene Ontology annotation, molecular function: symporter activity. Gene Ontology annotation, biological process: carbohydrate transport. The coding region runs from base 141 to 1898 and encodes 585 amino acids. NCBI's taxonomy places the organism in Eukaryota, Metazoa, Arthropoda, Insecta, Diptera, Cecidomyiidae. Gene Ontology annotation, cellular component: membrane. The record is from RefSeq and is a predicted model, not a curated record.